CGCCGACCAACGAAAAGAGCCCUGCCGAAAAUCAUCGGUCCAGAUCUAGAAUGUUUCCCGCAUGUAGGCAGUACGUAUGUGCAUACACUAAUUCACACGUACACCGCAGAGCGCACAACAGCCGAGCGACCCGACAGAUCUUGCAUUUCGGCCGGCCUCCUACUAUCACUAAUUAUAUGCGCGGGAUGGACCACCCCUCCUUGUUGAUCACGGCGCCCUUCCCGAUGCAGGAUGGGCUUUCUCUCUCGAGAGCUUCUCAACUACCAUCAUUUCCCCUUCUUCACCUUCCCACUCCCCCUCCCCCACCGCAGUCAUUUCUCCCCCAAACCAUUUGGCCCCUUUUCCAGCCGCGACGGACCGGAAGCAGACGGACGACUUUGCCAUUCGACGACACCUGACACAGCCAUUGCCUCGUUCCGGUCAAGCCGUCUGUCUCUUCGUAUUUGGGGGGGUUCUGGAAUAUUUCGCGUAAUAGAGCUCUGUUGUCGACGAGCGAGAUGGUCACCCUCGAGCAGAUGCGGUCAUCGAAUGCCCGCAUCCCAGAAUGUCUCCCUCCCGGCGUCGUUGCCGUCUUCGUUGGCGGGACCAGCGGAAUCGGCGAGGCCACCAUGAAGCAGUUGGCCAAGUACGCCGUUCAACCGCGCAUCUACUUCAUCGGCCGCUCCGAGCGAGCCGCCGCGCGCAUCAUGGACGAGCUGGUGGCCAUCAACCCUGCAGGGGAGUACCACUUUCUCCAGGCCGACCUGUCCCUGCUCCAGAAUGUCGACCAGGUCUGCUGCGAGAUCAAGAGCCGCGAGUCUCUUAUCAACCUGAUCUUCCUUACGUCUGGCACCUUGGUGACCGGCAAAGAAACUUGCGAGCGUCUCUACUACCCGACCGCGGUGACUUACUACGCGCGCAUCCGCCUGAUCGUCAACCUGCUCCCACUACUUCAAAAAGCUCCCGCGCUCCGGCGAGUCGUCUCCGUCUUUGGCGGCACCAAGGAAGGUCCGGUCACGGUCGGCGACCUGCAGGGCCGGUCGCUGGCCCUGCCGCCGCGGUCCGCCUCGCCCAAAGGCCGCCACGGCAAGGACGACAACAGCAGCAGCAGCAACAGCAACAACAACAACAAGUCCCACCUCCUCCAGCUGCGCGCGCACACGAGCUCCAUGAUGACGCUGGCGCUCGAGUCGCUGGCGCUCGAGGCGCCCGACGUCAGCUUCGUCCACUCGUCCCCGGGCUGCGUGCGCACCCACCUCGGCCGCGAGGUCCGCGCCGCCUCCGCCGUCGGCCUCGUCCAGGUCGUCCUCAACAAGGUCGUCGGCCCCAUGGUCGCCGUCGGGCCCGACGAGGCCGGCGAGCGCCAGCUGUACCUGGCCACCAGCGGCCGCUUCCCCCCCGCGCGGUGCGGGGGGCGCGCGCGCUACUCCGGCGCCGGCGGCGGCAGUGGGAGCGGGGGGAACGGGACGGGGACGGCGGGCGUCGAGCUGCGCGAGGGAGACGGGGUCGCCGUCGCGCGGGGCACCGACGCGCGCGUCGGCAGCGGCGUCUACUCGGUCGACUCGGAGGGGGAGCCGCAGGGGGUCAAGGCCGGGGAGACGAUGCGCCGGUUGAGGGAAGCGGACCUGGUGAGGAGGCUGUGGCUGCACACCGUGGGCGAGUUUAUACGCGUCACGGGCACCGAGUUUGUGUGAACCACCAAUUCCCCUAAUUACUCUCUCUCUCUCUUUCUCUCUCUGUUUCUCUCUCUCUCGAUGGGCGGAGGAAAGCCGGUGGCUGAUAAUUAAUCCGCGGCUGGCUCUGCUGUGGUAAUUAUCAAACUGACGAGUUGCCAUGAUUAGCCGGGUUACGACUAAUUAUGCUUCCUUUUGUUUUUUUCUCGCUUCCUUUUCUUUGUUCCCCAUCGUUUUCUUGUUUUCUUGUUCUCUCUCUUUUUUUUUGAACUUGAAAGCCUAAUUAAUUCCAGCUCGCUCCGAACUACCAACCGAAGUUACUGUACUUAAAUACAGUACUUGAGUUCUAAUUUCCUGUAAUUACGUUUUGGAGAAAGCGCCUCCAUUAUUAUCUGAGAUGAUAUCACCGUCAGGUGACGUGGCCUUCCAUCUUGGCAUUGUAUUAUAGAGUCAUCACUCUCUUGCGAUUGCAGGUGUUUCAAACAUUUAAAUUAGGGAGAGAAGCACGGCCGCUUUUGA
This is a messenger RNA of Thermothelomyces thermophilus ATCC 42464, 2171 nucleotides long. RefSeq lists its product as uncharacterized. Gene Ontology annotation, biological process: secondary metabolic process. The record is from RefSeq and is a predicted model, not a curated record. Bases 498 to 1673 code for a protein of 391 amino acids. The transcript has 2 exons. NCBI's taxonomy places the organism in Eukaryota, Fungi, Ascomycota, Sordariomycetes, Sordariales, Chaetomiaceae.